AAGUACGAAAACGAAAUUUCGUACACGACGGCCAGUUUUCCAAGGAGGUCGUUGGUCACACUGAUCAUGUUGAGGCCGCUAACCCGGUACAUUCCACCCUCUCCAGAAAUGAAAAAAUAUGGCUACCUUGUCCAAGAUUCAGAACGCGACUGCCACAUACGUCACAUGCCGUGUGGAAAACGACCUAGCCGGGCUGAAGCUGACGCAAUGGAUGCGCAGGUAUGUGUCCAAGGAUUGGCGGCAAAUCCAGAAGUUCUACCUGCAAAAACGGAUUUGGGUGGUGCCGGAAAACACGCCGUUGCAGUUUCCAACACCAACGCCGGCGAAGGAGAUCAUAAAGAUUGCACCAAAUGCGAGCUUCGGCUCAGGCGGGAUGCUGGGGGAAGAUGCUCUUUCAGCUUCUGCUAAUCAGUACAGCGUGGCUUCUGGACCAUCGGUGUGCAGCAUCGACGAACUUCUCCCCGAGCAUGACCGCGGACGAUGUCCUGGCACUUCUGAGACCGCUGACGACGUCCUGGCUACUCGUCGACCCGGUUGUACUGAUGAUGCCGAAAAUAAAUUACCGGCAGACACAAGCAACCCCGUGCCUGUCUGGGCCCAGCCGGAUGAGAAUGGCGAGGUACGAGUGAUACCGCCAAAACGAAAGGGACAUCGACACGGUGAUCUGAAGGUAAAGCGGGAAAAGCCCCGUGGGGAGAGAAUCCUCAAAGAGGGGGAAACAGUUGUGUUUGCGAGGGCGUGCGUGCAUAGGAAGUUCCGACAUUUGCUACCGGAGCGGGUGGUUGGAGAAGCGUUGGACGAGGAAAGUAAAGAGGAUAACGGGGGAGCGGAAACUUCAACCUUCACGCCUGGAAAUGAUGACGAAGAAAGAGGCGUCGAUGAAUUACAGGGGCAAGUGUGUCGUCGUGAAAGAAACAAAACGAAAGUGGUCGACGCAGCGCCUCCUCCGUCCACCUCCUCGUUUACCACGACCGAUCCAGACCUUGUCCCCCUUGCGCCAGCAACGGCACCGGAGGAAAAGCUGCGAGCGCUCUGCUCCCGCGUGCUGUUUCUGGACACAGACUACCUUGUUUUCGACAAGCCCGCCGGGCUUCCCUGGGGCGCGACUCUGCACGGGUCGGAAUUCAGCCUGCGUACGCUCCUGAUCUGGUAUUUGCACAAACGAGAACUUGAAGUGCAAAAACUCGCCGCUGAGGGGAAAGUGAAAAGAAAGAAAAACGUCGCGAAAAAACAAAAGCAGCUGCAGUGGGCCAUGCGAAAGCUGGGGCGGGAAAAUGGGGAGGCGAUUAGUACCGCAAAAGCAGCUACGAAAGCCGUCAACUACGAGACAGGCGAAGAAAUGGAAAUGACAGAUGAGGCUACAGAAGAGAGCGAGGAUUGUAGUUCCUCGGAGGACCAAGCAAAUGAUAACACCGAAGAUGCAGCAGCGAAACAGAAGGAACCUAUACCCAUGAUCGAGGACGAGCUGUUUCCAGUUCACCGUCUUCCCACGGACAUGGCGGGAUGCAUGAUAGUUUCCCGAAGCGAGACCGCUAGUGUGCACGCGAAGGAGGCCAGCAAGGCAAGGACGUUUGCGCAACACAAGUAUCUCGCUGUGGUGAGGACAGUCGUCUCCGAUAGAGAUAGUUGUACUGAAACAAAGGACAGGCAGCAGCACGGCGGUUCAGGAGGAGCCUCAUCGACGUCUAGCAGCACGAUUGCCCCGUUCUUCUUUGCGGACAAGCAGACCUCGUCGGCCAGAAGAAAGUCCGGGGCGUUUUCCGUUCUGAGAUUACCCAUGCGCUUAGACCCGGUGUUGAAGAUCCUUUUACCAGCGCCGCCAGAUGUGGGGCAAGACAGCGUCCAAACUGCCGUUCUGCACUACAGGGAGCUUCGGAGAGCCACGGUUGACAAUCGCCCCAGGCAGCUGGAAAGAGAAAGCGAGGAUGUAUUCAGUGGAAUAGAUGCUGACCUCGAGCAUCAUACGAAGAAGAAGAACGAGCAAAAAAAUAAAACCACCUACUCUCUGAUCGAAGUGAUUCCCCAGACGCCCGAAGAGCACCUGAUGCGGGCGGCGUUGGCCUUUGGCCUUGGCAUGCCCGUCGUGGACGAUUUGGUUUACGAGAGGGCGCUGCGCUGCAAGGAUCUAGCUGCAGAAGGGAGAAGGUGGGAGGACAAAAUCGAAGGUAUACUGGAGGGACGGCGCGUUUUCGGUUCGAAUUGUGAAGGUGGCACGACCUCAGUGGACGCGACAGCGGCGAGAGCUAGUAACGCGUCAGGCGCAAGGGCAAGAACUACAAGCAGUUCAUCUACUUUGUCAGUCCUGGAGAAAGCUAACAGAGCUGCCGAUAAUCUUUCUCGUGUCGUGGCGGCUCAAAAUGAGAAACUGGUUGACGGUAUCGGGGUGUUGCCUACAGCAUCUUCGCAGCGCGCCACUGCAACGCAGCUAAAUGCAAGAAAGAAGGUGAUGAAGUUGCGUCAGGAAAAAAGCGCAAGCACUUCUGAGAAGGAAUCAUCACCACGGACUUCUGUCUUCGACGCUAGGCGGUCACCUACUUCCGACGGUUCGACCUCGCCCUCGGCCGAAGCCACACAAACUAAGUCAGCACUACCGGCUGCCUCCAUUGUCUCCGUCCAGCCCGAAGACUUCGAGGACAUCGUCGACUACUCGAGAUCGUUGCAAAAGGAGAAGGAGGCGACGCAUUACCUGGAAGAGGAGAAAAAAGCCGAGGAAAGCUUUCGAAGACGAGCAUCAAGAAUGAAAAAAGUGCAGAAGCUCCGGGAGAAGGGGCCUUUCGGAGAAGCAAAGAAAGCCUCAGGAGGUGCGAAAGAUGACAACACGCAAGCGAAGAUGCAAAUGUAUCUGUGGCAGGUUACCAUGCGAACCUUUGCCGGCAAGGAUGUUGUUGUGAAAGCGAAGCCGCCAACCUAUUUGGCACAAGCGAUUCAAAGCCACUGGGGCAGCAGUAGCGAUGCUGCAAAUUACAUUGGACGUACUACAAUGAACCACGCGCCUUAACCUGCAACUACGUCGAGAACUUUCUCUGCUCGUCAACAUCAAAAGACUAUAACAUGAUCAGAGGCCAGGACGAUGCAGCGAACGGCUGCCUCUUGAUGUCGCUCUUGAACAAAUGAAGAUUACAAGACUUUUACA
This is a messenger RNA of Amoebophrya sp. A120, 3133 nucleotides long. The record is from the annotation of a GenBank genome assembly. Lineage: Eukaryota; Dinophyceae; Syndiniales; Amoebophryaceae.